This is a messenger RNA of Malassezia sympodialis ATCC 42132, 3336 nucleotides long. RefSeq lists its product as uncharacterized. The transcript has 2 exons. Gene Ontology annotation, biological process: tRNA processing; proteolysis. Gene Ontology annotation, molecular function: zinc ion binding; epoxide hydrolase activity; aminopeptidase activity. Gene Ontology annotation, cellular component: cytosol. The record is from RefSeq and is a predicted model, not a curated record. Lineage: Eukaryota; Fungi; Basidiomycota; Malasseziomycetes; Malasseziales; Malasseziaceae. The coding region runs from base 1 to 3336 and encodes 1111 amino acids.
AUGCCGCCGCCGAUCCGUGACGUGCACUCGUAUGCCAAUGUCAACGAGCUGAAGCCAGAAAGCUUGCAUCUCGACUGGUCGAUUGAUUGGGAAAACAAGCGUAUCCUUGGUUCUGUAACGCACCAUCUCCAGGCGCUAACUGAGGUGUCGCGUGCGAUAUUUGACACGUCGUUCCUGGCGAUUGAAAGUGUGUCGGUGGACGGACAGCAGGCCUCGUACGAACUUAGUGAGCGCCGUGGUCCGCUAGGCGAGCCUUUGGCCAUUGAUAUUGGUACGCGCAAGGCUGGUGAGCAUGUGGAUGUGAAGAUCAAUUAUGCUACGACCAGCAAGUGCACGGCUCUGGGCUGGCUCUCCAAGGAGCAAACACACACAAAGAAGACGCCGUUCCUGUACUCGCAGUGCCAAGCCAUCCAUGGACGCUCGAUGCUUCCAUGCAUGGAUUCGCCGUCGCGCAAGGUCACGUACACCGCGUCGGUGACAUCGACCAUUCCCGUGCUCAUGUCUGCUUUGCAGGAGCAGGAGCCGCAAGAGGCCGAGAAGGGAGCCAAGUUGUACACGUUCCGCCAGCCUGUGGCUAUUCCGACUUACUUGCUAGCGAUCGUCGGAGGCUUGCUUGAGUUUCGCUCGCUGGGCCCACGCACGGGCGUCUGGGCCGAGCCUACUGAUGCGGACAAGGUGCAGUGGGAGUUCGAGGCAGAUGCCGAGCGCUUCCUGACCGAGGCAGAGAAGCUCGUCUCGCCCUACUCGUGGACACGCUACGACAGUGUAGUACUUCCGCCGUCGUUCCCGUAUGGUGGUAUGGAAAACGCCAACCUCACGACCCUCACUCCCUCUCUCGUGUGUGGCGAUCGCAGCUCGACGGAUGUGCUUCUGCACGAGCUGUGUCAUUCGUGGAGCGGUAACCUGAUUUCGUGUGUGAACUGGGAGUCAUUCUGGCUGAAUGAGGGGUGGACUGUGUACCUGGAGCGCUUGCUGCUCCAAAUGGUACAUGCGGACGACAAUGGCCCGGGUCACCGCGGAUUCUCCUACAUUAUCGGCAACAAGGCGCUACGCGACUCGCUCGAGGGCUUUUCUGACACACCGCGCUUCCAGCGACUGAUCCCCGUGUACCGCGACGGGGAGGACCCUGACGAUGCAUUCUCUUCGAUUCCUUACGACAAGGGCGCCAACUUUCUGUUGUAUCUGGAGCGCCAAGUGGGUGGCCUGGAGAACUUUGUGCCGUACAUCAAGGCGUACUUCCACACGUUUGCUGGCCGCUCGGUGAGCACAGAAGAGUGGCGUGAGCACCUGUUCGCGUUUUUCGCCAGCAACGAGAAGGCGUCGCAGGCGCUGCACGAGGUCGACUGGGACGCCUGGCUGCAUGGUGAGGGAGUAGAGCUGCCUGUGGCGAUGGAGUACGACGAGAGUCUGGCCGUGGAGGCGUUCGCACUGGCGGAUCGCUGGAUCCAAGCGAUUCACAGUGGCGACGCGGCCAAGUUUGACCGGGCGGACAUGGACGGAUGGAACGCGAGUCAGGUGGUCGUGUUCCUUGAAAAGCUGCAUGCAGGACCCCGUGUGCCAGCGGCGAUGACGCAGCAUCUGGACGAGGUGUAUGGCCUCAGCACGGCGGCCAACACUGAGAUCCGCCUGCGUUUCUACGAAGUCGCUCUCGAGGACAAGCACGGCGCAUACGCACAGGAUGCGGCCGACUGGGUAUGUAAGCGCUACUCAUGCCAGGUGAAAACGCAGGGUCGCAUGAAAUACUGCCGCACGAUUUUCAAGGCGCUUCACAAAGUGGAGCCGGCGCUGGCGAAGCAGACGUUCCUCGAGAACGAAAGCUUUUACCACCCGAUUGCUGCAGCGAUGAUCCGCAAGGAUAUUCAUGCACACAGAACCGCGAACGUGGUGGCUGUGGUAGGCAGCACAGGCACUGGCAAGUCGCAGCUGGCGGUUGAGCUGGCCGAGUAUGCGGCGGCGCGUGGGCUCCGUGCAGAAGCCAUCUCUGCUGACAGCAUGCAGACCUACCGUGGCCUGGAUGUCAUCACGAACAAGGCAAGCAAGCAGGAGAUGCGCGCUGUGCCGCACCACCUGAUGAGCUUCCUGCCACCGGGUUCCGAGUACGACAUUACGCAGUUUGUGCGCGAUGCCACGCGUCUAUGCGCUGAGAUGGAGGAGCGCGGCACGCUUCCCAUACUCGUGGGUGGCACCACGUACUAUGUGCAGCAUUUCCUCUUCCCUGGCCAACUGGUCUCGCAAGCUGGACCGCCGGCGGCCGCCCUGUCACCGGCGAUGCAGGCCCGGAUCAGUGCCCUGCCACCGGACCUACACACCCUGUGGACUGAGAUGAUCGCCGGGCCGGCUGGGGAGGAUCUGCCGCUCGCAUCGCAUGCCUCGCAGCUGUGGGCGCUGCUGCACGCGCUGGACCCGGACAGUGCACGGCGCUGGCAUUAUAAUGACUUUCGCAAAGUGUAUCGCAGUCUGCGGAUAUUGUACGAGUCGGGCAAGCCGCAGUCGGAGUGGCUGCAUGCGCAGGAUGCGAGGGAUCGCGAGCGCCAGCGGCAAGAUCCCCGCCGGCGUCUGCUGUUCUGGGUCUGGAGUGCGCGCGACGUGCUCAAUGCACGUCUCAAUGCGCGUAUUGAAAAAAUGAUCGACCGCGGCCUGCUGCAGGAGAUCCAGGCCCUGCGUGCGAUGGCACGCGAGCAGAGCCCGGCGACCGAUUAUACGCGCGGCAUUUUCCAGGCCAUCGGUACGUGCUGCAUGCUGACCGCAGGUUACAAAGAGUUUGAUGCGUACCUCACGCAUCGAGACCAGGGCGGGACGCAUGAGGAAGCGCAAGAAUUGUUUGACCAGGCUAUCGUCUCGAUGCAGACGGCGACGCGGCGGUAUGCCAAGCGGCAGAACUCGUGGAUUCGCAACCAACUUGUCCCUGAGAUCCAAAAGGCGCAAGCAGCCGGCGAGGAGGUAUGGCUCUACUUGUUAGACGCCACCGACGUGACACAGUGGGAUACGCAGGUGCGCGCACCGGCUGAACGACUGCUGCAAUCCUUUCUGGAGGGCAGCCCGAUGCCGGACGCGACGCAGCAGAGCGCCGCGGCUGCGGAGCAGCUGCAGGUGGAACCUAAAGGAGGCGGCCGCCUAGAGCGCAACCGACUCGUCCAGUGUGACGUGUGCACGCACGAUGCAUCGCAGCCGUUUCUAUUCCGCGAGAAUGAGCGAUACAAGCACGAACAGUCGCGCACGCAUCGGUAUGCACUCAAGCGACGCACGCGGGACGCCUACAUUGCCGCUUGUAAGGCUUCGGGGGAGUCAGUGCGGCAGGAGCGUCACCAGUCGCCAACCCCCGUGGAAAAUGACUAG